Cicer arietinum (chickpea) is the source of this 459-nucleotide messenger RNA. RefSeq lists its product as uncharacterized. NCBI's taxonomy places the organism in Eukaryota, Viridiplantae, Streptophyta, Magnoliopsida, Fabales, Fabaceae. The record is from RefSeq and is a predicted model, not a curated record.
AUGGGUUUUAUUAAGAAUAAAAAGAUUAUCAUAUUGUUUGAUUCAGGAGCGACACAUUCCUUUAUAUCUUUGUCUUGUGCGAAAGCCUUGGAAUUGACUAUUUUUUGUCUACCUUUUGAUUUAUGUGUUACUACCCCUGCUGAAAAAAAUCUUACUACCUCCACUGCAUGCUUGAAUUCUACUCUUGUUUAUCAAAAUGUGCAUUAUGAUGUUGAUUUGGUUUUUUUGCCUAUGUCUGGAUUAGAUGUUAUCCUCGGAAUGGAUUGGUUGUCGUUGAAUCAUGCAAUUAUAAACUGUUCUGAUAAAUCUAUCCUUGUUGCACCUCAACCUAUGAGUAUUGAUUCACCUCAUUCGUCCAAAUGUUUCGAGUCUGCUCUAGCUUGUCAUAAGUAUUUAGUUGAGGGAGCUCAAGGAUACAUGCUCUUACUUUCUUCUAAGGUAGAGGUUGAGUAUAAUUGA